Messenger RNA from Agrilus planipennis (emerald ash borer), 3867 nucleotides. It is a transcript of the gene Dgk, whose product is annotated as diacylglycerol kinase 1. Gene Ontology annotation, molecular function: ATP-dependent diacylglycerol kinase activity; calcium ion binding. The coding region runs from base 647 to 3322 and encodes 891 amino acids. The transcript has 17 exons. Gene Ontology annotation, cellular component: plasma membrane. The record is from RefSeq and is a predicted model, not a curated record. Gene Ontology annotation, biological process: intracellular signal transduction; lipid phosphorylation; diacylglycerol metabolic process. Lineage: Eukaryota; Metazoa; Arthropoda; Insecta; Coleoptera; Buprestidae.
UGUUAAAAUAUUUUCCUUCUUUGUGUACCUUUCUCAUAAAAGACUUUGAUGUAAACAAAUCUCCCCUGACAGAGGAUCCUUUACAUCUUCUUGUUUGCCUGUUUUCUUCGUGAAUUUAUAUUGUGAGACUUAUAUUUUACUUAAAAUGUACAUUUGCUGUGUAUUAACAAACUAAAUAUAAAAAAUAAGGUUUUUUAUCACCUUAUUUAAAAAGAUAACGAAGAAAUAUUUGGAAAUUGUUUGACAAUCAUGUUUACUCCUUGUCCUAUGCACAUAUUCCUAAUUAUAAUUUUCUUAUAGUCGCCCAGUUUUAUGAAUCCUGAUAUUUUCGAAAUUAGUUGCCAACUUUAAUUAUAAUAAAAAAUUAAUUAACAGAAGGAAACUAGUUUAAUGAUAUUUGCGUGUGCAGUAUCCGAAGGAUAAUUCUCUCAAUUAAGAAGCUUAAAAGAAGCUGAAUGCGAUUCAAUUGUGAGCCAGCAUUCUCGCCAAGCAAAUUACAUGCAAAUGUCAGUCCAAACACAUCGAAUAACGACAACUGAUUGCUUUUAAAAUGAAAUCGCUCGACGCACAUAAAAUGUUGGCACUCCACUGCACUAAAUGACAAUUAACUGAAAAACUGUAUCAGAAUUGUGUACAAAGUAUUAAAAUGUCAUUCCAGUGGGAGAAGCUUUCACCAGCAGAGUUCCAGCAGUUGCAAGAUUUUGCAUCGUAUUCUACCAAGAAACUUGAAGAUGUCCUAGAAGAAUUUUGUGGAAAAGGUCCUCCGUACAAACACAAUCCCGAUGGUGAAAUUGACUAUGAGAAUUUUCGCAAGUUUCUCGACACAUUCCUGGAACUAAGGACCCCGGAGGAGCUUUGCAGACAUUUAUUCUUAUCGUUCGUACGUCACAAUGUUCGAAUUGAUGGCAAAGCAUUUAAGGAAAUGGCUGCUUUGAGUUCAACAACAGCUUGCGCUCCCAUUACAAGUCACAAUAGAGAUGGCGGUUCAGCAAUUAACGAUAACAUGGAAAAAAGUGGAAUAACGUCGGAAAAAGGUAGUAACUACGGUGAAAUACUCGUGGAAAAAAUUCAAGGAAUUGGUGAGAAAUUGCUUGGUCAUCAUAGAUCCGAUAGUGACACUUCCACAACAAGAGUAAAAUCAGGUUCCGUCCAUCCUAUGCUGACCGUGACCCAUACCUCAUUUUCAUGCACUGAAGUCCUGAGUAAAAAAAGCGUCGAAUCAUCCCCAUCACACAGCCAAAUAUCUAGAAAUUCUUCAAAAAAAUCAAAUAACUCUUUACUCAUCAAUAAUGGAAAAUUAGAAGAACUACGACAUAUCGUUAGAAAGCCAAGUUCUAUUGAUGUUUAUUCAGUUAAAGUGUCGUUAAAGGACAUUGUAUGUUACUUGUCGUUACUCGAAGCUGGAAGGCCAGAAGACAAACUCGAAUUUAUGUUUCGUCUAUAUGAUACUGAUGGAAAUGGUGUUUUAGAUACCAAUGAAAUGGAUUGCAUAAUAAAUCAAAUGAUGACAGUUGCAGAAUAUUUGGGAUGGGAUGUAUCCGAACUUAAGCCGAUUUUACAAGAUAUGAUGGUAGAAAUCGAUUAUGAUGCGGACGGUACUGUUUCUUUGGACGAAUGGAAAAGAGGUGGACUUACAACAAUUCCACUUCUUGUUCUACUGGGUCUGGAUACAAAUGUUAAAGAGGAUGGAAAUCACCUUUGGAGGCUCAAACACUUCAGUAGACCGGCUUACUGCAACCUAUGUUUAAAUAUGCUUGUAGGGCUUGGAAAAAAGGGCCUUUGUUGUACAUUUUGCAAAUACACCGUCCAUGAAAGAUGUGUUCAAAGAGCACCCGCAAGUUGCAUAGCGACGUACGUUAAAAGCAAAAAGUCUUCCCAAACCAUGCAACACCACUGGGUGGAGGGAAAUUGCCACGGGAAAUGUGCUCGCUGUCGGAAAACGGUUAAAGCCGGUGUAACUGGAUUGCACUGCCGAUGGUGUCAAAUAACACUGCAUAACAAGUGUGUUUCACAUGUAAAGUCGGAAUGCAAUUUAGGAGAACAUGCUAUGCAUAUCCUGCCACCCACUGCUAUUUGUCCAAUAGUUUUAGAUAGGCAAAAAUCAAUUCAAAAACGAGGAUCUCGAUAUGGAUCAGAAAGCUAUGUUUCGAAAAAUGAUACGAAACAGCCACCCAUGUCGUUUCAAAUAACCCCACCCCCAAACACAAUACCUGUCUUAGUUUUUAUUAAUCCUAAAUCUGGAGGACGGCAAGGAAUACGGAUUCUAAGAAAAUUUCAGUACAUCUUGAAUCCCAGACAAGUUCACAACUUGGCAACUGGGGGUCCCAUGCAAGGUUUAACUAUGUUCAAAGACGUUCCAAACUUUAACGUAAUUUGCUGCGGCGGUGACGGAACAGUGGGGUGGAUUUUAGAAAGUAUGGAUAAAGUUGAACUGGAAUGUCAACCAGGAGUAGCUGUGAUUCCUUUAGGUACAGGAAACGAUUUGGCUCGUUGCCUUCGGUGGGGCGGUGGAUAUGAGGGUGAAUCGGCUCAGAAAAUUUUACACAAAGUGAAGAAUGCGACCACGGUAAUGAUGGACCGCUGGAAUAUUGAUGUGAAGGAAACGAAUCCACCUGAGCAAAAUCGCAACCCUCUCAAUUAUAAAAUUCCGUACAAUAUUAUCAACAACUACUUCUCAGUUGGAGUGGACGCUGCUAUUUGUGUUAAGUUUCACCUGGAGAGAGAAAAAAAUCCAGAGAAGUUCAACAGCAGAAUGAAAAACAAAUUGUGGUAUUUUGAAUACGCAACAUCGGAACAAUUCGCGGCUUCCUGUAAGAAUUUACACGAGCACGUAGAAAUUAUUUGCGAUGGUGUAUCGCUGGAUUUGGCAAACGGCCCCGCACUUCAGGGAAUUGCUCUACUCAAUAUACCCUACACUCACGGAGGGUCGAAUUUAUGGGGAGAACACAUAGCAAAUCUCAAAAAGAAAAAGAAGAAAAAACGGAUUAGCACACAAAAAGAGUUGAGCACAAGCAGUUUCAAUUCCAUCGAUCUCAAAUUAGCAGUGCAGGAUAUAGGAGAUAGUUUAAUCGAAGUUAUUGGAUUAGAGAAUUGUCUGCAUAUGGGCCAAGUACGAACAGGUUUAAGAGCAAGUGGAAGAAGAUUAGCGCAAUGCUCAUCUGUUACGAUUACUACAAAAAAAACUUUUCCAAUGCAAAUCGAUGGAGAACCAUGGAUGCAACCAGCUGCAGAGAUUCAUAUUAGCCACAAAAACCAAGUCCCUAUGUUAAUGGCUCCGCCACCAGAAAAAGGGAAAGGUAUUUUUAGUUUUUUCAAAAAAUAGGUAGGCUAUUUGCCUAUUAAUUCCAGUUCUACCAAAGUUUUAAAGACUACCGUUACUCUAGUCAUUUAUUAUUAUUAAAGACAAUAAUUAUUUUUUUUAAAGCACUUAUUUUUUGUUUACAAUGAAUAUGUGCAAUUUUAAACAGUAUUAUUUAGAAGUAAGUCAACUAAAGAUUAAGAACAGUCCUAAUUACACAUAAUUUACAAAAAAAACAGAUGCAUGUGCACUUUAGUAACAGCACCUUAUUAAACUCUAUAAUUUACAUAGUUUCAAUACUAGGGACCAUAAAAUCUAAUGCAGUUGUACAUUUGCUGGUUUUAGAUGAAAUGUGCUAAAAUUAUUAAAAAACUGGUAUUGUAAGAAAAUAUUCUACUUUUUGUCUUUUUCUGUUUUUGCCAAAUGUAAAAAUAACGUGGGCCUACAAGAAUAUCUUUUUUGAGAACAGUAUUCGUUCGCCAACCUGCAACGGUUUAUAAUUUUAUGAUUUUUUAUGUUAAAUAUAUUUUAAUUCAUGAAUUCAAUAAAUAAUUGUGAACAUUUAAUAA